GUAGUUCAUGGUUAAUGACUGCCAUGGAGUAGAUUUACAGUUGCACUGUAUUUACUAUUUAUGCUACAAAGCUAACAGACACUCCUUUUUUUCAUGUCCAUCUCCUGUCCACCUUCGUCCCAACUCAUUUCCAGCCACAAUGAGCGGAAGGUGACAUGUAAGCACCCGGUGUCAGGAGUUCCCUCCCAAGACAACUGCAUCUUUGUUGUAAACGAACACAUGAAUUGUGGAAAGCGUAUCCACCCUGACGGGCCCAUAGAGGCUCCCACCAGGCUGGCUCCUAAGGCUUCAUCAGAGCAGGACAGUAGCGGCAGUGACAAGAAGGAACGUCCCUUGAGCACCAUGAGCGAGGCUUCAAACUACACAGGCGGCUCGGACUACAGCACCUUUCCUGGCAGCCCCACUAUCACGGACACUUCACCUGCAACUGUUACCUCAUCCACACGGCCCUCCAGGUCUUCCAAGAAAGUUCACAACUUUGGCAAGAGGUCCAACUCCAUCAAGAGGAACCCUAAUGCCCCAGUGGUCAAGAGCAACUGGCUUUAUAAACAGGACAGUGCAGGAAUGAAGCUGUGGAAGAAGAGGUGGUUCGUGCUGUCAGACAUGUGUCUCUUCUACUACCGUGAUGAGAAAGAAGACAGCAUCCUGGGGAGUAUCCUGCUGCCCAGUUUCCACAUUUCCAUGUUGUCAGUGGAUGAUCGCAUCAGCAAGAAAUAUGCCUUCAAGGCCACUCACCCAAACAUGCGGACUUAUUACUUCUGCACUGACACGGCCAAAGAGAUGGAGUCCUGGAUGAAAGUCAUGACGGAUGCUGCCCUUGUCCAUUCUGAACCAACCAGAAGAACGGACAAGUUGAAAGUGGACCAACGAACGCCUCAGGAGCUGAACAACCUACUGAACCACAGAGUCCUAACUAGGCCCGAGAUCCAGAACAACGAGCGGAACCGUGAACCCGUGCGGCAACAAUCUCUAUCCAGGGCUGACGACAAACGGCAAAAGGGCUCAGAGAAAAACAACGGCCAGCGGGAGCGCGAGUACUACACCUUACAGAGAGACGGAGAGAGGUAUUCUUUGAAGAAAGAUGGGGUGAGCUACAUGCUGCAGAAGGAUGGAGAGAAGUACCACCUUCAUAAGGAUGGAGAGAAGUAUUUGCUGAAAAAAGAUGGAGAGAAAUACUCUCUGCAGAAAGAUGGAGAGGUUUACAGCAUACAGAGAGAUCUAGAGAAGUACGCAGUUCAGAAAGUGGGUGAUAAGUACACAGUGACACCGACACAGGAGAAAUAUGCUCCAUCAAAAGAUGGAGAGAAGUAUUUGCUCGCUAAGGAUGGAGAAAAAUAUGCACUUCAGAAAGUUGGAGACAGACACACACUCAAAAAAGAAGGACAGACGUAUGUUCCUCAGAGGGAAGUGAAAAGACAGCUGUCAUUAAGGGAGACAGACAGGUACGGCAUGAUGGAGAAUAAAUAUGGUACACUACAGGUUGUGGACAAAUAUGGCACUUUGAGGGAAGUGAAGAAAUACAGCACGCUACGAGAAGGGGACAGAUAUGCGUCUCUCAGAGAUGCAGAGAAGUAUGCUACGCUGCGUGACGCUGAUAAAUAUGGCUUCCAGAGAGACCCAAGCUCCGAAAGGCCUCAGACCAAAAUCAGCAGCAUCAAAUUACAGCCGGCUCAAGCUGCCGCCAUCGCGGCUGCUGUGUCUGAAUCUCGCCAGGGUCAGGCCACCAUCAACAUCCAGAAACCCAUGAAGGUUAGCAGCUCUGGGUCUGGGGAGCAGACUGGGGACUGUAGUCCAGCAGAUGUGGAUGGCAGUCUGGCCAAGGCUCCGGUCAAUUCCCCAGCUCCCGUGCAGGAGCCGGUGACAGGACUGUCCAGAACCAACUCCAUGAAGCAGCUGGAACACUGGGUCCGCACACAAAGAUCAAGAGGACUGGACGACGACACCAGGAGCAUUACCUCCUACCAGACUUUACCCAGGAAUAUGCCGAGCCACCGCGCUCAGAUUGUGCCCCGCUACCCAGAGGGAUAUCGCACGCUGCCACGCAACAGCAUGAUGAGGCCGGACAGCAUCUGCAGCACGGCGGGGUCCGUGUAUGACCGUGCACUCCGUCCUGCCUCGACCUCCACUGUCACCACGGCGGAGAAGAGGAGGUCGAUGAGGGACGACACCAUGUGGCAGCUGUAUGAGUGGCAGCAGAGGCAGGCCUUCUCCAGGCAAAGCCUGGCUCCACCAACAGCUGUGGGUCAUUAUGGCACCCUGCCCAGCACAAAGACCAUGAGCAACAUCUCUGAACACACUGUGGCUCACUCCAUCCCCACCUCGCCAUCUCACGGUUCCCUGGCCCUCUACGGCACCUUCUCCGGCUCUCGCCAGCAGGUGGCUCCAAAUCCUGCAAUCUCUUUCCCUGAGGUGACGUCACCGGUUCUCCUCGGGGACGGGACUCUGGACCGCCGGCAGAGAACACACCUCGCUAAGUACGGCUUCCCAACAGACCGACGGUCGAUUGCAGCUGCCGUCUCUCCUCAGCCCAUUACUGCGCAGUCACUGCAAGGCAAGACGCCUGAAGAGCUGACAUUACUGCUGAUCAAGCUCCGCCGGCAGCAGGCGGAGCUCAACAGCCUGCGGGAGCACACAGUAACUCAGCUAAUGGCCCUGGGUUUGGAGGGGCCCAACGCCAAGACUGAUGUUCUUUCACAUCACCUCCAAAGGAACCUUGUUUACUUGGACAGUCAGACAAAGGAGAAUGAGCCUCUAAUCUUCAUGAUUCAUACAAUGAUCGAGAACUCAGCACCGAGGCCACAACUCUACCAGCAAGUCAACACAGAAGACAAUACAGUUGUCCAGCACACAGAGGAGGCUGACCUAGACACCAAGCUGAGCAGACUGUGUGAGCAGGAUAAGGCAGUGAGGAUGCAGGAGGAGAAACUGCAGCAGCUACACAGAGAGAAGCACACGCUAGAGACAGCCCUGCUGUCAGCCAGUCAGGAGCUGAGUGACCAGAGCGGCAGUGGAGCAGCAGCCACACAGAGUCUGGUCCAGCAGAGGGACGUGCUACAGAAUGGCCUGCUGAGCACCUGCAGAGAGCUGACCAGAGUCAACGCUGAGCUGGAGCGCUCCUGGAGGGAUUAUGACCGGCUGGAGGCAGACGUCACUCUGGCCAAGUCCAACCUGCUGGAGCAGCUGGAGGCCCUGGGCAGCCCACAAACAGAGCCUCCGAGCCAGCGCCACAUCCAGAUCCAGAAGGAGCUGUGGAGGAUCCAGGACGUGAUGGAGGCUCUGACCAAAAACAAGCCGCAGCGUCGCACAGAUAACACAGAUUUCCCUGGUUCUAAACCGCUCUCUAGUGAACAAAAGAAUGAGACAGUGCUACCGCCACUGGCCCUCAACCCCCCCAUAGUGGAGGGCAACAACGUGCCCCCCCGCCCGCCACUCCCCCAGUAUUACGACUCGUCCGAGCGGCCUCACAAGCCGCCGCCGCCCCACCACCACCACAUGCAUACCAGCGGCCGCCUGCCCCCCCAUACGGCGCGCCCCGAGGACCGCAAGGCUGGCCCCAGGAAUGCCGCGCACAGCCAAGCUCCAGACUAUCGUCUGUAUAAGAGUGAGCCUGAGCUGACCACAGUGAAGGAGGAAGUGGACGAGGCCAACGGAGAGGACAAGGACAAGACAGAGAGCUCAGAGAGUAAAGACACCUCAGUGUCAAAAGGUCCCCCCUGCCCAGUGGGCAUCGUCCCUCCCAGAACCAAAUCCCCCAUGAGCCCUCCUGAGUCCUCCACCAUCGCUUCCUACGUCACCUUGAGGAAAACCAAGAAGCCUGAAUCCAGAUCAGAUCGACCCAGGAGUGUACUGGAUCAUCUGGGCUUCGGGGAGCGAGAGGUUGGCAGAAUGAGGAUGAGUGUGGAGGAACAGCUGGAGAGGAUGAGGAGAAACCAGGAGGCUUCGUCACUGCGAGAGAAGAGGAGGGAAACCCCAUCCCGCUCACCGUCUUUCAACAAGGACAAUCCUUUCCUAACCCUGCAGAGCCGGGCUCAGGCAGAGGGAGCCUGUGCAGACCCUGCAGAGCUGGAAGCAGCUUUGCAGCAGCUAAAGUUGUCUCACAUGGAACAGAGCAGGACAGCUGCUGGGACUCACACGGAUAUGCAGAGAGCAGAGGAGCUGAAAAAUGACAGUUGUCAGGAGAUGCAGCAGUGCAGACCCAUGACCCUGGGGAAUGUGAAGGAGCAGAAGGUGGAGAUAAACAGCCUAGACAGUGAGCCGUGUGAAAGUCAGAGGGUAAUGAUUCUGGACCUGGGCACGAAGCCUCAGCAUGUUGAGAUCAUGAACCUCGAGCCCUUUGAGGAUGAUGACAGCAGGAAGCAAGAUCUGACGAGCUCACCCACAAACACCACCACAGAAAACAGUCUCCAGACGCCAGACCCUGAGACAUCCAGCCCUGAGCCCAAGGAGGAGGAGGCAGAAAUGACGCAGCAGACCAGCAGAGGGCAGAAGCUGGAGAGGAGCCUGGACUCUAACAACCAGCUGACGGCAGACAACAAGAAACACAACAACAACAACAACAUGUUGGCUUCACAGACAUUCACCUUGGUGAGCAGCGACACAUGAGUAACGCCGCCUGCAACGUCUACACUAACAUCCCGUCGAGCCCAAUUGUAGCCCAGUCUGCACAGAGCAUGCUCCACGGCUUCUUACAACAGAACUACUUUGAUACUACUGUUCCAAGCCCACAAGGAGACUGAGCGUGAGAGGACGGCAGCCCUGCUAAAAGACUGAACCACACGCUGAUGGACCGCCAUCACAUGCAAGACAAGAGAAAGAUCUGUCCAUGCUGACAUGCCAUCCAUAUGUUGUCCCAAAACAUUUAUGCAUAAAUAUAAGAUUGUGAAAUAACUUGUGUUAAUCUGUCUGAGCAAGGCAAGAAAUAUUCUAUAUGCCCAUAUGAAAGAAAACAUGACUCAUGCUGACUCUCAGUACUCUCUGUGAAUCAGCCCGUGAAAUAAGCAGAACAAAAGCUCCACCAUCCAACAAUCAUGAAUGCACAAGUAAAAACGACAGUUGAGCUUCUGCAAGUUGUUCCUUGAAAUUCAGGGAACAUCCAAAUUGCCAUGAAACAUUUUGUUCCAGAGAUCUCUUCCUUAGUUUGUUACCUUUUUGUGUUCCUUCAUAGUCAGCAUGUCCGUGUGGGUAAUAUUUGGACAGACAAGCAGGUUUUGUCCAUGGCCCCACUCAUGUUACUGAAACCAUAUGGGACCUGCAUAAUUAGCCCACUUCAAGCCCAUGUCCACUUAUAACACAGGUAGCCUGGAAAGGGACAUGGGAUCGAAGUGGGAAAACACGGGUGGGGUCACCAUGGAAACCAUGAACAAACCAGCUUGGGACUCAUAUUCUCAGCCCCAAUAUAAUCCUUAUGGGGCCCACAUGGGCAUGCUGGCUGUGUUCUCGAUGAAAAAACAUAUUUUUUCGGUUCCAAGCUUUCGGAGUCUGAAUCGGUUUAUUUUCCGUGUGAUCAUGUUGGUGUGUCCAAACUUAACUGUGCUGGAACUUUAAUAUUGUUCCAGCACCAUCUUGUUUUUACUUUACUUAAACCAGAAGAAACGUUAUUCAGAAGAGCAUGGUGGGCCUGACUGUGUGUUCCACUUACAUGGGCUUCAUAAGUUCCCAGUUACUGGAAGUUUCAAUUGACUCUAUGCACGGUCACUUCCUGGUUUUCAAUCUGCAGAUGUUACCGAGGAAUUAUACAAUUUAGUGGAGGCUGUACACUGAGGAAGCAGUGUUAUGCAGUUGUCCCCUCAUAAAAAAUGCCUUUUUCAUUUUAGGCCAUGUUCAAUCCCUCUGGACUAACUAUCAAAACAACUACAAAAAGACAAUAUAAAUGUUUUUAAUCAAUAUUGGAAGUUUUAUUCUCUAACAUUAACUUACAAAGUUCAAAUUAGCCCUUAGUGACAACUGACUGUAAAUUAAGGAGCUGGCUUAUAAUUUAGCGGUAGUUGUAAGUGACGCUCUGAGCAUAUAGUCCUUUGAGACAUCAUAUGAAUUUGUAAAUCCUCAUGCCCUAAAUUCACAUUUCAAGAUGGCUGCUCUGAGCGUCCACAGAGUGAAAGGUGUAGUUUACUACUGUGUGAGCACUGUUCCACUAGUGUCUGUGGACACGUUGCUGCAAUGCUUUUAUGUAAAAUGUACUCCAUAACAUGUUUAGAAAAUGGAGUAGAUUUGCUUGCUAGUUAGCGAACCGAGCUAUAUUCCUAAUAUUAACCACAAAAUAAUCUGACUAGUGAUGUUUAGUGGAAAUUAGUGGAAGAACGCGUUUAACUUUUAACUAUGACAUCAUUCUCAGUUCUGACUUACAACUUCUGUUGUACGUGUUUUGUAUUGCUUGUCCACUUUCACCUGCAACCUAUUGGACAGUAGCUCGUGAGUAACUUGCCGUCACACAAGGUCCACAACCAAAUGAUAUAUUAUCUUUUUGACUCUGAAUGGGACCACGAUUUACAAAAUGGACAUCAUGAAGAAGACCUGAAACUAGUGAUUGAAACCAUACACCCCUCAGGAAAACCGACAUCAAGUGAAAAUUAGGCUCAUUUUGCAUAGUUUUACAAACAGACCAGUGGAGUCACCACCUUAUUGCCAUUUAUAUGGGUCACAUACACUUUCGUAUUGGCUUUACUAUAAGGCUGAAUGGAUUAUUCAAUUAAUUGAUUACUAAUCAAUUGCUAAAUUAAUCGUCAAAUAUUUAGAUUUUUUAUAUAUAGAAUUGAAACUUCUUAAAUAUGAAUUUUUUUUGGUUUCAUUGCUCCAUUUGACAAAGAAAUCAUUAAAACUGAAAAAUGUUGGUUUGUGGAAAUAACAACAAAUGACAUUUGAGAACAUCGAUCACUUAUAGGUUUGGGAAACACUGGUUUUAUGGACCAACACUGUUGCAGCUCUACUUUACUGUCAAGACUCAGACUAUGUCCAUUUUACACUUUAAGAACGUCUAUCUCUAUCUCCAGGCAUGUCCAUGUCGUAGGAGGUCACUGUAAUAUUUACUUCAAAAGGUUGCUUUGUUAUACAAGCCAGUGACAGUUGCAGUUAGAGUUCAUCAGAACUUUCUGUUUUACUGAUGGGUAGUUAUAUGUAAAGUAUCCACUUAUUCUAAAUGCAGACUGCAAUAUAAACACAACAAUUAGCACGUUUUACAAUUGAUCCAGUCAAGCUGAAUAACAAAGUAAAUGGUGACCAGGUGCCACCCAUAUUGACAUGAUCUCUCUUUUGUGCUGCGUACACACCAAACACAAACACGGGAUCACUGCAUUUUUGAGCAACAUCAAGCCGCGGGCGUCACUGACUGCUUCGCUGACCAUUUGCCAUGCUCCCUCAUUUUUGUUGUCCCGCUACAUAUCACUUUGUGUCGUAGAGCUCCGGGUGCCCACACACAGAAAUGAUCAUUUUCCAAAGUUGGAGCAAUUAUAUGGCUUUCUUUACAAUGUGGGCAGUUGUUACGAGGGAAUGCACAAUAUCACUUUUUCAUGUACAAUACCAAUAUCACAAACUUAUUCUAUACCGAUAAAGAUACCAAUCCGACAUUUUAAACUAUGAAGCCAUUUCAAGCUAAUAAUUGUCCAACUGUAACAAAUAUUCUUCUCCUAGAAAGUGAUUAGCAGCCUGCAACAUUAGUGAAAUGCUGUUGUUGAUUUUUAUGCUACAGUCUGUGCACAGUAUAUAUCGGAUUUUUGGAUUACGUCAGAUUUCGUGUUUUUAUCUUUCCAAAAUCCAAUCCAGUGAUUCCGAUACCGGUUUAUCCCUAGUAGCUAGCUACCAAUGCUGGACCGUGCAUGCAUUUCAGCUUGGUAGAACAGCCACUAGAAGGCCCCUCCCAUUUUCAUAACUGCCAUGUGAUUGGUUAAAGCCUCCUGUCACAGGUUAGAUUUAGCCUAAAGGCUGGAAACAGAGUCUAGAGAAGGUGCAGAAGUCCAGCUCUCCCUCAGAUCACUUGAUUUACAUUGUGCUGAAUUUGGUUAUUAUGGAAUUAUGGAUUAUUAACAACAAUAUGCCAAAUAUAUGUUGCCUACUCCAGCUUUAAUUAGUCUUUAAGUGUUUGACUAGAGCUAAAAAUAUGAAGAAAAAAAACGGUUUCACAAUCUUCACUGUAUGUAUGACUUGUUUUGGGAUUUGACGUGUUUUGUUACUCACAACUUUUGAAACGUUUGUCAGUGUUAAAGUCAUCCUGACUUCCCACUGAUGGUGAGCGGAGACUAGAGCUGUAAAUGUUGUAGGAGCAAAAAAGAUGGGCUCAGCACCAAAAUGUGACACACAUGCAGUGAUUUACUCUCACACCUAAGUGAUUUAUCUUCCAUUAAUUAUUGACUUUAAAUUGUUUGCUUUCCACUCUAUUUUCACACCCUUUACACCUGCCUUGUAAAAGAUUAUACACACAUAUAUAAGUAUAUAAAGAGUAUAUGAACAAACUUAAAGCAGGUUUUUACGUUAACAAGGUGCCCCUUCAUGCUGCUGUUUUCCUUUUGGACAGAAAUAUGUCUCUUGCAAGAGUUGUGAUUGUUUCUCCUUGUUGCUGAUGGAUUUCCAGUUCGGCUCUCUUUGUGUCUCUCACUUUGGUUUACAUUAUUCAGAUGUUAUAGAGCAAAGAGGCUGAGGGACAUUACACAGGUGAGACUUCUUUUGUUUGUGGGUUUGAAUCUCUUUGAGGUGGUGAAGGAUUGGGGGAAUAGCACAUGUACGAAGCAAUAAGUGGGACUCGGGAGCUCCAGGACAUAAAAAGAGUUGUAAAAAGUGUAAAGAAAUAAAUAAAACCAGAUAGAAUAAUUUAUGUAAACACUGAAAAGAAGAAUAGUGAAUAUCAAAAUUAUAAGAGGUUAUUAUUAUUAUUAUUAGGGUCAAUAUGCAAAAAGUUCAUACCCAUCUGUUUUAUAACAUGUGAAAUAAAUGUUGAUGUUCUUAAA
Molecule: messenger RNA, 8933 nt
Organism: Solea senegalensis (Senegalese sole)
Lineage: Eukaryota; Metazoa; Chordata; Actinopteri; Pleuronectiformes; Soleidae
Product: pleckstrin homology domain-containing family A member 5-like
Exons: 30
Coding region: 94-4602 (1502 amino acids)
Cellular component (GO): cytosol
Molecular function (GO): phosphatidylinositol-3,5-bisphosphate binding; phosphatidylinositol-5-phosphate binding; phosphatidylinositol-3-phosphate binding
Source: RefSeq, a predicted model, not a curated record